Molecule: messenger RNA, 3031 nt
Organism: Hypanus sabinus (Atlantic stingray)
Lineage: Eukaryota; Metazoa; Chordata; Chondrichthyes; Myliobatiformes; Dasyatidae
Product: 11-beta-hydroxysteroid dehydrogenase type 2-like
Exons: 5
Coding region: 1318-2508 (396 amino acids)
Molecular function (GO): oxidoreductase activity
Source: RefSeq, a predicted model, not a curated record
CGAGAUAUCGGCUUUUAUUGACUGGAAGAAGGAACCAGGAGUGAGUGUCUAUCAUACAAGGUCUUGGAGACUGAGGCCGAGCUUCAGGCCGCAGGUCUCCUUUAUACAGGGGCCUGUGGGAGGAGCCACAGGAGCAGUCAGCAGGGGCGUGUCCCGACAGGCACAUAGUUCACCACAGGGGUCAAAUACGUAUUUUAUUAUACGCCAAGUCAUGGAUAAACUAAUGGCCUAGACUUCAAUGGCCAUCUUCUCUGGUUCCGGCCAAAAUGUUUUAACCGGAUAACGCAUCCAUAAUUAUCGUUAGCCUAAACUUCUGCCUCGCUAACUGCUGUUAACAGGCUGCCUCUCACUCUCCUUCAUUAUCAAGCAUUCCUUCACAGAAGAACGCCCUUAGCAAACCAAGAAUAUUCUUCCACCUCUUCCUCUUCAAAGUUCUUCAAUAGGAAGUCGCUUCUCCAAUUAUUGCUCUCCUCUCUUGGAACUAUUGUUUGAAUCUCAAUCUUCCGGCGUCAAUAAGAACGAUCUCUGAAAAGGACAAUUGCUCCUUUGUUCCUUCCCGGCUCAUGUCCUUUCGUUUAGCUGCUUCGCUGUUGUCCACUAGGACGGUUUCGUUUGAUCUACCAAAAGUUUACCCUACGUUUUACCAGGUUAACCGAAGCGUCACCUAAAAUACUAGUGCCUAUUUCCCUAAAUCUGCUAACGAUUUCCAGUUCAGCCUAAUCUGAAUUGCAAAACGGACGAACAGAAAUUUCUUCCAACAAUGAAUUGAGUGAAGCAGCCAACCCUAUCCCCUCACCCGCAAUGUCGACAAAGACCUCACAAUCUUUGUCAUUUCUGACCCUACAGUUCACUUUUUCAUCAGAAGGGUCUUGCUUUCAUCUGUAUUUCGUUGUACAACUUCACCCAAGCCGAAGCUCGUCUGCUGCCCAAAUUUUCAGCCGUUGCUCUCUUCGCCACAUUGGCUGGAUUUCCUGCGGCUGCUCGUCAUGAACUAGUUUAGCCAAAUGUUUAGUUCCGGAUCCCAAAACAUCACUCACUCCUAAAUCCUCCUCUUUCCAGCUCGACUCUAAGAAACUGCCAUUAUUGAUUGUAGACCCCGUCCAUCUCUGCACUUCGAACAUUUGCAUCGUCAAUUCUAGUCCGAUUGCACAAUUUUGUUGAGGAUGAUAGCAACGAAAUAGCUUCCUGUACGUGGUUGCUGCGCGAUUCGGUCAGCGAGGCGCUGUUCGCAGCGGAACUGUACUUGCGGAGGAGUUGAAAGCGGUCACAGUUCAGCCGUUCGCUUUGCGGUCAGUGUUGGUUUUGAAACUCGCUGAAAUGCCAACUUUGGAAGAAACUGAGAGCGGCAGCAGUUUAGUUCUAGGCUUGUAUGGGUUCAUCGCCGCGGCUUUCGCGGCGGCAGUGGUCAUCCAUUUCCUGAAAACUAACGCGCGUUUCAACUUAAACUGCUCUAUUUGUAUACAAAUGGGGCUGCUGUUUCUCGGUUCCCGUCUGUUUUACAGUCAUCUACCGCAGCUCGCUGGGGUCGUGCUUUUCGCUCUGUGUUCUUACCUGGUUUUCCGAUCCGUCUGUUCUAAUGCAAUUCUUUCUCCGCAUGGGAAGGCUGUUCUUAUAACAGGUUGUGACUCGGGCUUUGGCCACAGUCUGGCCAAGCGCCUCCAUCUCCUUGGCUUCCGUGUGUUUGCAAUGGUGCUUCAUGAAGAAGGAAAUGGAGCGCAGGUUCUCAGAUAUUCUGCUUCUGAUCGACUCUCAGUCAUUCAAAUGGAUGUUACAGACUGGGCCAUGGUCCAAGAAGUUAAGAAAAAAAUUGAAAAGCAGCUGGGAGACAAAGGACUCUAUGCUUUAGUUAAUAAUGCAGGAAUCACAACUUCUUUUUGUGAAGCGGAACUCAUUCCAACAGAUGAUUUUAAGCAAUGCAUGGAUGUCAAUUUCCUGGGAACAGUUGAAGUUACUAAAACAUUUUUACCUUUGAUUCGUCGAGCAAAAGGGAGGAUAAUUAAUCUUUCUAGUCCCUCAGGGGAAUUGCCAUUUGCAAGAAUGUCACCAUAUGGUACAUCCAAAGCAGCACUGGAACAUUUUUCAGAUAUUCUGCGCCAAGAAAUGAAACCUUGGGGAGUACAAAUAUCCAUCAUCCAACCCGGUGCUACUAAAACAGGGCAAGUUGGGAAUGUUGAAGUCUGGGAGCAACGUUAUGGAAAACUUUUGGAAAACCUCUGUCCAGCCCUCCUGCAAGAAUACGGAGAAGACUAUCUAGCAGAAUUAAAGCAAGCCUUUGUCAAAGUUGGGCCUUUAUUCCGACAGCAUGUAGAGCCAAUAAUUGAAACCAUUGUUACUGCUUUGUUAGUACAACAUCCUAAGCCUAGGUACACCACUGAAUAUAUAAUUGAUGCACUCAGAAUUAUUUACUAUUUCCUGCCUUCCUUUGUGAGUGAUGGUGUCCUUAGUAAGGUUUUUCUUCCACACAAACUUCUACCUAAAGGUAUAAGUUCAAGCAACAUCAGCCAGUAGUGCUCUAAUUUUGAAAACCUGGUUAUUGUUUGGUUUCAGGCUGCUCAUUAAUUUUCUGUUAUUUUAUGUCCAAUAUAGUGUAAGUGUUCAGGUUUAUUAUAAUCUCAGGCAUACAGAAGGUAUUAGUGCCCGCCAACUUCUUGAAAGUAAGAGUCGCUUUUAUAUUCAUGGUGACAAAUCUGGUAAAUUUCUAGCCAAUCAGCUGAGACGUUCCAAAGCCAAACAACAUAUUACAAAGAUCCGGAAGGAGAAUGGAGACUUUACAUCGGAUCACUUAGAAAUCAAUGACGCAUUUAAAAUGUUUUAUUCUCGACUUUAUUCCUCUGAAUCUCUGAAUGACAAUAUUUCUGUUGAUCAUUUUUUAAAUAAUCUGAAUAUUCCUUCGCUUUCAUUUGAUUUUAAAGCUAAUCUUAAUGCGCCUAUAUCAUCAGAAGAAAUACCUUUUGCAAUUUCUGCAUUGUCUUCAGGGAAAUCUCCUGGAUCUGAUGGGUUCCCUGUAGAGUUUUAUAAAUCAUUCUCUUCA